ACUUACUAACCUGCUAAAAUCUAUCUCAAUCCCAUCCCACAUUUUAAAAAAUUUUGAAUUGCAGUACAAUUUAGAAAGAGCUACCACUUAAUUAAUCCAUUUAUGGACAGUUCCUUUUCUGACGUGGGACAAUUGUAUUUGAUCCACCAUUCCUAACAGUGAGCACAAACCUUCACAAUCUUCCAAAUCAAAACCUUGAAGCACCUGCUAUUCUCAAACUACUAAUUGACAAGAACCCAUCCAGAUUCAAGAUAAAACUUCAACCACUCAUAUACCAUUCUUCUAUUAGCCUUCUUGCAAAAACAAAAAACAAAAAACAAAAUACCAUUGAGCAGCUUAGCUUCCAAAUCAAAUUCACCAUCCAUGGGAGAGGUUGAUCCAACUUUCAUCCAAGACCCUGAGCACAGGCCCAAACUCUCCGUCACCGAAGCUGAAGGCAUACCAUUGAUUGACCUGUCUCCCCUAAACUCCUCAGACAACAUUUCUGACCCUAAAGCCAUUGAAGGGGUUGUCAGAGAAAUAGGCAAUGCAUGCAAAGAGUGGGGGUUCUUCCAAGUGAUCAACCAUGGGGUGCUAUUGGAUAAGCACAAAAAGAUCGAGGAUGCUGCUAGGAAAUUUUUUGCUCAGCCUUUGGAGGAGAAGAGGAAGAUCACGAGGGAUGAAAAUAGUUUGUUUGGUUACUAUGACACUGAGCACACCAAGAAUGUAAGAGACUGGAAGGAGGUGUUUGAUUUCGCAGUGGAGGAGCCAAUGUUAAUGCCAGCUUCCCUUGAUCCUGAGGACAAGGAAGAGACAACGUGGACUAACCGGUGGCCUGAAUAUCCUCCAGAACUAAGGGUGGCGUGUGAAGAGUAUAUUGAAGAAGUAGAAAAGCUAGCUCUAAAGUUGAUGGGACUUAUAGCCUUGAGCCUAGGCUUGACAGCAGACAGAUUCAACAGCUACUUCAAAGAUCAAACAAGUUUUAUCAGACUCAACUACUAUCCACCUUGCCCUUCCCCUCAGUUAGCUCUCGGCAUUGGGCGCCACAAGGAUAGCGGUGCUUUAACUGUGCUUGCUCAGGAUGAGGUCGGAGGAUUGGAAGUGAAGAGGAAGAGAGAUGGAGAGUGGAUUCAGGUUAAACCUACCCCAAAUGCCUAUAUCAUCAAUGUUGGUGACAUUAUUCAGGUUUGGAGCAAUGACAGAUAUGAGAGUGUGGAACACAGGGUGUUGUUGAAUUCAGAGAAGGGAAGGUUUUCCAUUCCCUACUUUGUCAACCCAGCACACUAUACCCUAGUCAAGCCCUUGGAGGAGCUGACCCAUGAACAAGAAGACCCUGCAAAAUAUAAGCCUUACAGCUGGGGCAAGUUUUUGAAUCACAGAAAGCUCAGUAAUUUCAAGAAACACAAUGCUGAAAACAUCCAGCUUUAUCAUUUCAGGGUUUCGGAAUAAGUUAUGACCCCUCAAAAGAAAGACGUGUGCUAUCCUUUACAAUAAUUAGUCUAUGUACACAAAAAUAAUUGUGCGCUAACGUGUAUUUCUUACAGAUUUCUAAUAAAGUGUGGAUCCACUCACAAACUCUAUUAAAUAUGUGGCUUACAAGUUACAACAUAGUACUGGACAAACUUUGCAGGUGAUAUUGGUAACAUCACAAAGAUUCCAGAUGUUGGGAAACAUACAAAAGGCUUUGUACAUAUGGUCACACUGGUUGCCUGGUGAUGACUCGGACCCAGCAUUUAUAUAUGUAGUGACCCUCCCACCAAGCCAAAAGCAUCAACAAAAGCCAAAACCAAAAAGCUACUUUCUUGGCUUUGAGAUUUUUUCUGUUACAGGACAAAAGGUUGAAGCUUUUACAAGUGCUCUCUACCUUGGCUUUUGAGAUCGCCAUAUCUGAGAGUUUUUUUUACUUGGGGUGUUUACUCACCAAUCUCAAUUGAGUGCUGGUUUAGUUCUAAAUAAGCUUAUUUUCAUCCAAUCAAAGAAUAUCAAGUACAA
Prunus persica (peach) is the source of this 1971-nucleotide messenger RNA. RefSeq names its product protein DMR6-LIKE OXYGENASE 2. Lineage: Eukaryota; Viridiplantae; Streptophyta; Magnoliopsida; Rosales; Rosaceae. Gene Ontology annotation, molecular function: dioxygenase activity. The coding region runs from base 364 to 1428 and encodes 354 amino acids. The transcript is spliced from 3 exons. The record is from RefSeq and is a predicted model, not a curated record.